Psammomys obesus (fat sand rat) is the source of this 690-nucleotide messenger RNA. It is a transcript of the gene Chct1, whose product is annotated as CHD1 helical C-terminal domain containing 1. NCBI's taxonomy places the organism in Eukaryota, Metazoa, Chordata, Mammalia, Rodentia, Muridae. The transcript is spliced from 6 exons. The coding region runs from base 1 to 690 and encodes 229 amino acids. The record is from RefSeq and is a predicted model, not a curated record.
AUGGAAGCCAUAGAUGGGCAAGGGGGUGAAGGAGACAAGCCACUAGAGAAGGUGGGGAGCUCCAGCACCGUACCUGCCAGAGAUGCUCUGGUCUGUCAUGCCAAGGGCCUGAGCCAGGACACCUUCAAAAUUUGUAAAGAAUACCUGAGGCCCCUGAAGAAGUUCCUGCGCAAGUUGAACCUGCCCAAGGACCUUCCGCAGAAGAAGCUGGUAAAGCGCAUGAAGCAGAGCCUGGAGGCCCUCGGGGACCACAUCAACACCUUUCUGCAGCACUACUGCCAAGCCUGGGAGAUGAAGCACUGGAAGAAGAUGCUCUGGCGAUUUGUGUCCCUCUUCUCAGAACUGGAAGCCAAGCAGCUUCGCCGGCUCUACAAGUACACCAAAACCAACCAGACGGCCAAGUUCCUGGUCACACUCUGCCCGUUGGAUGCGCCAGAGAGAUCGUUGCUGUCCAGCCAGGAGGACAGUCUUCCCCGGCUCUGCAGUGCCUGGGGGUUGCAUGGAAAUAUCAGCGGCAUGAAGGAGAGGCUGUCCAAGAUGCAGGCCCCCGGCGAAGCAGUCAUCCUGCUGGAGGAACCCCGGUCCUUGCACCACUCCAGAGGAGAUUCUUUGAGGAAAUUUCCUCAAACACCAAAACUGAAGAAAAAGAGGAUUAAGGAAAGCCCAGAAACUCCCAAGAGCUACCCAUGA